UACCAGUUAGUCUCCGCCCCUCAUUUGAGUGUGUAUAUGUGUGUGUAGUUCACCAAAAACUUGCAUGACACGACUCGACUGUGUGAAUUUUGGGUCUUUUUCUACAGUUGAACAUAAUCCAUCCGCUUUCAAGACCUGAAUUUAAGAGCUUGGUUCUCUCUGCAUAGAACAGAAUGGCGAAGAGUGAACCAGAAGAGAUGAUAGAGAUUGAGAUCGAUGAACGGGAGAAACAGGCGUGCCUGGAGGAAGGUGUCGAGGAGCAGACGAUCACUGCGUCUGAUUUGAUUCAACAAGACAUCGACAUCAACGAGCCUGUUGGCAAUCUGAAGAAGCUUUUGGAGCCUCGUAUACAAAUAUCACUAGAUGCAUAUGAGAUCUGCCUGCAGGACAUUCAGCUUCACCCUGAUCACAGCCUGUUUGAUCAGGGAGUAAAGACAGAUGGCACAGUGCAGCUCAGCCUGCAAAUUAUAACUAAACCAGGUGAUGAGAAGUUGAACAUUCUGGAGAUUGUGAAGCCGGUAGAAACAGUGGAAGUGGUGAUUGAUCCAGAUGCAGCCGGGGAGGAGGGCACACUGGUGGAGGAGGGUCAAUUCAUCGCAGUGGAGCGUUCUGCCCUCUCUGAUGAGACAUCAGAGCAGGUUACACGCUGGGCAGCUGCACUUGAAGGCUACCGCAAAGAGCAGGUUCGCCUUGGCAUACCGUACGACCCCAUGCUCUGGACAGCUGACCAGGUGAUCCACUGGGCUGUGUGGGUGAUGAAGGAGUUUAACAUUGAUGAGAUGGAAAUAGGCAACAUUCACAUCCCAGGCCGAGACCUCUGUUCUUACAGCCAGGAAGAGUUCCUUCAGAAAGUGCCCAGUGGAGAAAUACUCUGGAGUCAUCUGGAACUCCUACGUAAAUAUGUGCUGGCCAGCCAGGAUCAAUCCGGAGGGGACGCCACUGUUACUAUUGAUCAACCUGUACAGAUAAUCCCAGCUCAGGUGACCACACCCACUACCAUCAAGGUAUUGAAGCAGAGCCGUGGUCCCAGAGCUCCUCGUAUUUCAGGGGAGGAGCGCAGCUCACCUGGAAACCGCACAGGUAAUAACGGUCAGAUCCAGCUGUGGCAGUUUCUCCUGGAGCUGCUGACGGACAAGGAUGCAAGAGACUGCAUUUCCUGGGUGGGCGAGGAGGGAGAGUUCAAACUCAACCAGCCUGAACUGGUGGCACAGAAAUGGGGCCAACGCAAAAACAAACCUACUAUGAACUACGAGAAACUCAGCAGAGCCCUCAGGUAUUACUAUGAUGGGGACAUGAUCAGCAAGGUCCAGGGCAAACGCUUUGUCUAUAAAUUUGUGUGUGACCUGAGGACUCUGAUUGGCUACAGCGCUGCUGAGCUCAACAACCUGGUGACCGAGUGCGAGCAGAAGAAACUGGCUCGCAUGCAGAUGCACGGCAUUGCUCAGCCCAUUACUACAGUGACCUUGGCCACCACCACACUAGAUAAGGACAGUUGAAGGGAGGUCACGCUACAGUGCUCUCCAGUUGCCACAAAGUUAGCUCUCCACCACUGACUGGAAAUCAAAUCAUUUUUUGACACAUCUGUGUUCCUUAGGCACAGAAAUGCAAGGCAGAUCUCUGAUCAGUGUGGAUUAACAACUUUGCUAUUGUCGUUGCAGCUUGAUUCAUGUUAAACAGAGGCAGGUAAAAUGUUUUUAGCUUUUCUCUGACCAAGAGAAGCGUGUUCAGGAAAAGAGGGUGAAUGUGUCUGAGAAAUGCUGUUGUGCAUGUGACUGAAUGCUUGAAUGUGUGAAUGAACACCCAGCUUUGCAUGUGUUCCCUGUCUGUAGAUUAGGAGUUUCCACUGUAUAUACCUGUACUUCAUGUUUUUGAUAGCCACAAGGGCAAGUGUAUUUUCAUAUUUUCCAUUUAUAGAGGAUCUGUUUUGUAUUUGAUUUAGUGUUUAUUCCCUAAAGUUUAGGACCCUCUUUUUUUGUCCACUAAAGGGAAUAAAGUGUGAAGCAUUUUUCUUAACUUCUGGGGUUCAUUUAAUUGUUAAGGUUUUUCUUUUUGUUUUAGUAAGGCUCAAAAUGACAAGCAAGGACAUUUUAUGUACAUUCAAAAUUUUAUUCAUGGUAUAGUGAGUGUAGAAAGCAUUUCGUUAAGCAAAUGGUUCAUUAGACGCAAAGGAAGGUCACUGAAUCAGUGAGAGGGAAAAAAGCAUUUUUUUUUUUAUCACUAGCCUUCAAAGACGCUCAGAGAGCAUCAAAACAGAUUUGACAUUCCCCUGAUUAAGAGCAUCAGUCAGCAUUUCUGUACAUGUGGGUAACAAUGUGUAGAAGUGGGUGUGUUGUAUUUCUGUGGCAUAAAUGCACAAUAUGCAUGUCACAUUCAUGUUUACAGGUGGCUUUAAUAACUUAAGGGAGAAGAAAAUGUGUCUCCAUGCAGUCGUCCUCCUAGUGUUGCACUUCUUCACCUCUUUGCAAGGCCUAUUCAGAGACUUGACAACAGAUAUGCAAGUAAAGACAAACAGAAGCACUGUACAUGUAUACAGAGAACAUGUAGAAAAAUAUGGGUGUGGAGAUGAGACUGGACAAUCUAGAAAACUGCUUUGAUCUUUGUAGGCCCAACAAGACCUGUUUAUCAAAUACACACACGGGCUGACACGAGCACUGCAUUGUAAAAUACUGCUGACACAACUAGAAAGAGAGGAUAAACAUGAGAAAUAGGGGUUAGGAAAGAGACUGAAACAUAAACGACAGAGAGGUGAUGGUUGGUAAUGAAGCUGGGCCACUGACAGUCUGAUCUCCUUCCAUAUAUUUACAGUAAAAUGAGAGAGUGGAAUGAUACAUCUGGAAUGACAAAACCUCCCUUCAUCUUCAAUCUACGAAAAAACCCAUUGUGCAGCAACAGUGUGAAUUGGCUUCAGGGACUUAACAGCGAUAAUAUCAGGGUAAUAAACUUCCAAAAU
Molecule: messenger RNA, 2950 nt
Organism: Monopterus albus (swamp eel)
Lineage: Eukaryota; Metazoa; Chordata; Actinopteri; Synbranchiformes; Synbranchidae
Gene: gabpa
Product: GA binding protein transcription factor subunit alpha
Exons: 10
Coding region: 174-1496 (440 amino acids)
Biological process (GO): regulation of transcription by RNA polymerase II; cell differentiation
Cellular component (GO): nucleus
Molecular function (GO): sequence-specific DNA binding; DNA-binding transcription factor activity, RNA polymerase II-specific
Source: RefSeq, a predicted model, not a curated record